UUUGACAGUGCAAGACGCCAUCACUCAUGCGGAAGAAAUCGUCUGGGAUUGGUCACUGGGUUCCGAAGUAAACAAACUAAUAUAAGAUACUAGGAAAACAUAUAACGUGCGACGAGAGGCUUGCACGGUUAGUAGAGUUCGGAAAGUUGAUGUCGUCACUGCAUGGUUAACGAACUCACCUCUCGCAUCGCACUUGGAAAUUGCAGCGAGAAUUUAAUCAACAUGACUUGUUUUUACGUCUUAUUAGAAAGCCUCAGUUCAUUCCUAAAUAUCAACUUAUUUUUUACCGUCGCUACCUCGUUGCUACUUGUUCUGGUUUUCGCUUCUAAACUGCAAGGUGUGAGACUACAACGCAGGCUACCUCCAGGCCCUAUUAGCAUACCCAUACUUGGUGCUGCCUAUUGUAUUGGAAAAGACAACUACAAAGACUUUACCAGGUUAAGCAAGAAGUAUGGCGACAUUUACAGUCUUUACCUUGGUAGUCGCUUGGUAGUCGUGCUGAACGGAAGUGACGUCAUCAAUGAAGCGCUUGUGAAGAACUCGACUGUAUUUGCAGGUCGCCCUGAUUUGCUCACCAUGGUGAGGGCCGGAUGUGGAGGAAGAGGAAUUCUGCAUUCCACCUAUGAAAAUAAAUGGAAGAUAUUACGUAAAACGUCCUUCUCUGCCAUCCACAAGUACCUCACCACUAAAGAUGUCUUGUACGCUACUCUUAACAAAGGAAGACAUCGCCUUAUCGAACAACUACACAACAACCAAGCCACACCAUACGAUGUCAUGUCAGCACUCAAGUCCACCACUGCUACAGUCAUACUUGGAGCUCUAUUCGGCGACGAUUACUGCAAACAAGACGUGGAUAAAAUCCUAGCUCUUUCAGACUCGUUCCGCGAGACCGUUGGAUGUGGUUUAGCUAUAGAUUUCAUGCCUUGGUUGAAGUAUUUUCCCAAUUCUCAACUUGAUCGCUUGAGUGGCAUCAUGGAUCAAGCAAAGAGCGUCAUCAGCAAAUUGUACUUUGAAAAUAAAUCCUCAUACAAAAGAGGAACCAUUCGUAAUCUCGCUGAUUCGUUGUUGGAAGGAGUCAACAAUCUCAAGGACAAGCAAAGACAAAAUCCAAUACUAGACUGCAACUCAAACCUGGUUGAAGACGAAGGUCUCCCCACAGAUGACCUGGAUUCUAUCAUGGCUCUUGUCGAUCUUUUUGGAGCUGGCUUUGAUACCAGUUCCAUCACUCUGUACUUUGCCAUUGCGUACUUGGUCAAAUACCCUCAUGUACAAAGGAAGGCACAAGAAGAGCUUGAUCAAGUCAUUGGAAGACACAGGAUGCCUCAAGUAUCAGACCUUGACAAUUUGCACUACACUAACGCUUGUGUUUACGAGUUGUUGCGUAUCUGUGCUUUGGCGCCUUUGUCUGUGCCUCAUUCUACCACAUCUGAUGUCAUCUUUCGUGGCUACUUCAUCCCUAAAGGUACCGUAGUUUUCGUCAACCUGUGGUCCGUGMUACGAGAUCCAAAGCUAUGGAAAGACCCGGAUGUUUUUGAUCCUACCCGUUUCCUUGACGACAAAGGUCACGUGAUAUCCCCUAGRCGGUUACCCAAAUUCCUGCCAUUUUCUACCGGUCGUCGUGCUUGUGUUGGUAGAUCGCUAGCCGAGGUUGAACUGCCGUUUUUAUUGGCAAGUCUGGUUCACCAGUUCGAGUUUACAAGCGCUGAMUCUAGCGAGGAGAAGAAGAAGACGGUCAAGACAGAAAAUGGACUUACCUUGAAACCUACGAAAUAUGAAGUCAUUAUAAAAGCACGCUAAAGCACGCGAAUUUCUAUCGAAUUCCUACUUUUUUGUUCCAAAUUUACAGGGUUUUUAGUCGAUGAUCAGAGAACCAGAAAAAGUUAGAGCAUUUUGACACAAAAUGUAUCCAAUUUUGUCAGUAAACUACAACAGUUGACAGCUA
Messenger RNA from Actinia tenebrosa (Australian red waratah sea anemone), 1942 nucleotides. Its product is annotated as steroid 17-alpha-hydroxylase/17,20 lyase. The record is from RefSeq and is a predicted model, not a curated record. Lineage: Eukaryota; Metazoa; Cnidaria; Anthozoa; Actiniaria; Actiniidae. Gene Ontology annotation, biological process: progesterone metabolic process; hormone biosynthetic process. Gene Ontology annotation, molecular function: heme binding; iron ion binding; steroid 17-alpha-monooxygenase activity.